Molecule: messenger RNA, 2326 nt
Organism: Cheilinus undulatus (humphead wrasse)
Lineage: Eukaryota; Metazoa; Chordata; Actinopteri; Labriformes; Labridae
Gene: thnsl2
Product: threonine synthase-like 2
Exons: 9
Coding region: 585-2051 (488 amino acids)
Biological process (GO): dephosphorylation; 2-oxobutyrate biosynthetic process
Molecular function (GO): pyridoxal phosphate binding
Source: RefSeq, a predicted model, not a curated record
UCAUCAGAGGUAAGCUAGCAGGAGAAACAGCGUUUUUCGAUCCGCUGGUCGGCGUCCAACAGUUCAGGUAACAAAGACUGAACUUUCUCAGAGGCAGAGAUCCUCCGGAGAGCCUCUGAGUGGAGAAAAAGGAGCUUCAGUCUCUGGAAGCGGGAGAAAGCAGGACGUUAGCCCAGCUAGCAUGGUUUACUGGGUACCACAGAUCAGUAACCCCAGAGCUGCUGAGGCAUUCAUGUCUGCCCCGCAGCGAGGGUGUCCCAGGAUCUCUAGUAAGAGGGCCCUGGCUCCCUCCACCAACACUGAUACUUUCAGUUGAACAGGGAGUGAAUUCCACCACAAGGGGGCUCUCAACCUAAACAUGACGCUGAAGGGCAUCAUGGGAAAGAUUCCCUGCACCUGGUGAAGGUGGAAGCAACGUUAUGAUGCGUUCAGGGUCAGCACACUGUGCUGUCCCCAUGUGUUUCUUUUCUUACAGGACCCUCCCUGAGGCUAGCUGACGUUAGCAGCAUGAGCGCUGUGUCCCCCUCUGAGAAUCUACAGGCUCGACUCCAAAAAAGCUGGGACGCUGUUGAAAUGUCUGUCUGAUGAAGUACUGCAGCACUCGGGGCGGGGUCUGUGGAUGGGACUUCCGGGAUGUUCUGUUUUCAGGUUUCGCUCCGGAUGGGGGGAUGUUCAUGCCAGAGAGCAUACCAGUGCUCAGCCCGCAGACCCUCAGGGGGUGGAGGGGGCUGAGCUACACCCAGCUCGUGGUGGAGGUUGCUUCUCUGUUCGUUCCCCCCGAGCUGAUCCCCAGAGACGACCUGCAGGUCCUGGUGACUGACGCUCUGUCGGGUUUCUCGGUGCCCGAAGUGGUCCGGAUCGCCCGGUUAAAGGACGGUCUGUCGGUCCUGGAGCUCUUCCAUGGAGAGACGCUGGCUUUUAAAGACCUGGCCAUGACCUGCACCGUUCGCUUCAUCAACUACUUCCUCCAGAAGGAGAACCGCAGAGCCACCGUUGUCGUGGGUACGUCAGGAGACACUGGCGGCUCGGCCAUCCAGAGCUCUAAAGGUCUGAGGGGGUUAGACGUGGUCGUGGUUUAUCCUCGAGGACGAAUCACCCCGGUCCAGGAGAAACACAUGAUCACCUGUCUGGAGGAUAAUGUCCAUGUGUUUGCAGCCGACGGCAGCUCAGACGACAUCGACCAGCCUCUGCGCCGUCUCUUUGCCGAUCAGGAUCUGGUAAAGUCUCACCGCCUCAUGAGUCUGAACUCGGUGAACUGGUCCAGAGUCAUGGUCCAGCUCGCUCACUUCAUCUACGCCUACCUGCAGCUCAGCGGCGUGCAGGAGGCGGAGAAUGAAGGAGAUCUGCCAGAGCUGGAGGUGGUGGUUCCAACAGGAGGGGCGGGGAACAUCGCAGGUGGUUUUCUGGUGAAACAGAUGGGGUUGCCCUUGAAGCUGGUUGCCAUGGUUAACUCAAACGACAUUGUGCACCGGACGGUAACCAGCGGAGAUUUUUCAAUGGCGGCGAACGUCACUCAGACUCUGGCUCCUGCUAUAGACAUCCAGGACCCGUACAACAUGGAGCGAGUGUUCUGGGUGCUGCUGGGUAAAGACGGAGCCGUAGUGAAGAAGAUGAUGGAGGAGUUUCAGCAAACACACCGACACUCUCUGCCUGCUGACCAACACAAACUGUUGUCUCAGGUUUUAUCCACCGGCUCGGUGAAUGACGCUGGGAUCCUGGACACCAUGAGGAGGUGCUGGGAAGACAACCAGUAUGUUCUGUGUCCUCACACCGCUGUGGCUGUCUGGCAUCACUACAACUGUUCUCACAACCCAAAAAUCAACAGGUGUUACAUUGCAACAGCAUCUCCAGCCAAGUUUGAGGCAGCAGUGCAGAGGGCUGGGCUGACCUUUGACUUACCUGAGGCGGUGCUGGCGUUGGACAAGAUGGCGACUCGUUACCAGAAGCUGGAGCGGAGCCCAAACUGGUGCAAAGACUGGGAGGACAGACUGAGAGAGCAGCUCCAGUCUGUGAGUUCAGUCAGGAAGAGCAAAGGGAUGUUCUACAGCUGAUCAUUAAAUACGCUGUAAAGUAGACUGGACGUUAAAGCUUUAAAGGUGUCAGAUUCCAGCAGCUCAACCUUGAACUCUCUUAUCUGGAGUUAAAGACAGAGAAACUCUUGUUUUUUUGACUUUGACCUCAAGUGUCGUAACAUUUAUCUUUUUAUUCCUGCAGUGAUGAGCCCAUCAAGUGUCCUCAGUGUUCACUCUUCUGCAACUUUAACUCAAAUGUUUAUCCAUGCAAGUCAAUGAAAUCAAGCGCUUCUCUGGAAGUUUGAUGGUCUUAA